Messenger RNA from Triticum urartu, 1093 nucleotides. RefSeq lists its product as uncharacterized. NCBI's taxonomy places the organism in Eukaryota, Viridiplantae, Streptophyta, Magnoliopsida, Poales, Poaceae. The record is from RefSeq and is a predicted model, not a curated record.
CAAUGCACCGUCAAUUAUUAUCGAUGCACCAAAUCUUCUCCACACGGACGACCCGCGCGAGGCGCAUUGCAUCCUGCCGGCGGCGGCCGCGACACCACACGAUGCAGCCCUUCUCGCGGCACACCAGCUUCUUCGCGUCCCUCAAGCAGGUGGAAGACCGGUUGGCGGCGGAGGAGCAGCCGCCGGCGCCUCGACAGCCCGUCGCGCCGCCGCUGUUCUCUGACACCAUGACCGCAUCCCCGCUCUUCCUCGGCGCGUCGACGGCCACGGCCACCGACCGCGGCGGGGCCGGCGGGGAGAGCAGCGACGCGGCGCUGGACUUCCUCACCCUCUCCAAAGAUGAAGCGCGCGUGCAGGAGCCCCAACAAGACUCCGAUGACGGCGACGACGAUAGCGGGGCGGACAUAGCGCGGCUGAUGGCCCUUCUGGGCCUGUUGCCGUCGCCAUGGAUCGGCGACGACGGACGAGACAGCGGCGGGUGCGACUGCAGCGGCGGCGACGGGUUCAUGGCGAAGGUCGUCGGAGUGGUCGGGCCCAAGUGCGAAAGGGAGAAGAGGAGGGUGGACGGCUGGAUCCAGCAUUACUACGGCGAUGGCGGCGGGUGCAGGGAGCCCGCGAGGCUGGCGCACCUCCUGCUCGCCAAGGCCUCGUGGUCCUUGGAUGGAGAAGGCCUCGAGGGUAGAGCAGCCAUUGCAUUCCCUUCCGCGGUGAAGGAGUUCUUGGAGCGUGACGCGCCGCCGCGGUUGACGGAGGGGGAGCAUAGGGAGACAGAGUGAUGAUUGGACGGAGGACCUCUCUGCAGUGUGUUCGCCAAAGCAUAUUUCAAAGUUCAGAGAACACAGUGACGAUGGAUGUACAAACUGAAUGUUUGUAUUCUGAAAUUGUCAAACGCAAUGUGUUGCUACCAGAGAAGAACACAUGGACAACCUGUCGAAAUUUUUACAUCUAUUUACCAGAGUUUUCAGGGAUUUUCACCUGCAUUUUGCUCCAGUGCCAUGCCUUGGGUUCAUCUUCAUGCUAGGUUGUAAUCUGUGGUGGGCGCAUGUGCCAAUGGCAAGCAACAAGAUAUGCAAAAACAUGUGAUGUUUUGUUC